This is a messenger RNA of Aedes aegypti (yellow fever mosquito), 1581 nucleotides long. It is a transcript of the gene BCL7-like, whose product is annotated as B-cell CLL/lymphoma 7 protein family member B-B. Bases 320 to 859 code for a protein of 179 amino acids. The transcript has 2 exons. The record is from RefSeq and is a predicted model, not a curated record. Lineage: Eukaryota; Metazoa; Arthropoda; Insecta; Diptera; Culicidae.
AAACACUGACAAACGCCUCUCGGAGUCCAUUUUUGUGUUGUGCUUUCCACUCGGAACGAUAAGGCUGACGAAAAAAUAUGGAAUAAACAACGCUCGUUCGGUACGGUAAUCGGGUGAAAGUGCGCUAAAGUUGUAGGUUUAAUCGCGGACCAAGUGUUGCAAGUUGUUUGCGUUUGGAGUGAGUGGAUAUUCGGACGAGAACAGCUAGUGGAAUCCAUCUGGUCAUCGAUUUUCGCUUCAGUCGUGAAGGAGAAGCGUUCCUUCCUCCUGUCGUCACCCGCCGCCGUUGCUCACUUGGAGGAGAAGUCCCUUGCGUGGUAUGGUUGGAGUCUCCUCAAAGGACAAACCCUUCCCCAAUAUGUCGCGCAGUGUCAGGGCCGAAACGCGGGCCAGCAAGAAGGACGAUGUCAAGAAGUUUAUGCUCUCAAUGGAUCGAGUUCGUCGCUGGGAGAAAAAGUGGGUCACAAUCGGGGAAACGUCCAUGAAGAUCUUCAAGUGGGUUCCGAUCUCGAGUAAGGACAACAAGAAGGGCGGAGGGCUGCUCAAAGGGGGAGGAGGCACAACGAUUGGGGGUGGAGGAAAUGUGCUGACCAACGGGAACUCGACGGUCAGCAAUGCGGCUUCGGUCAACAGCAAUAGUAACAGUAAUAGUAGUGAGAAUAAGGAAAACACUCGGAAACAGGGGACGGAUUCGAACUCCAACUCGAACUUUGCGCUGACCACCGAGGAUUCCAAUACCUGCUUCUCCCUUGUGAGUGACUCUCAGGGCGCCACCGAGUUCGUGUCGAAUAUGCCCUUCUCGGAAGACUCCAAUUCGCAGGGAUCGGACAGUGCUCCAAAGCGACUGAAAACAGACUAAGACUGGCAGGAGGUAACAUUCCGCAUUGGUCUGAUCGAUUCUUAACGUAUGAGGAGGUGAGCCGGUCUUGCAGCCUUCCCACAUUCACCACUUCAUAGUGUAGCUAACAAGUAAGUUUCUUCUCGUUUUUCUUUUUGUUUAGCGAUGGAAGCUAUAAGUAAUCAAUGUCCAUCAAGGGUCGCACUCAUCUCCGGUAGCAAGGCUGGAGGAAGGUUGAGAAUUUGUACAAAUAACACUCUUAUUAAGAAGAUUGAAACAGUUUUCAAAGUCUAGCAAUUAGUUUUAAGUACAUUCUAAUUAGGACAGAUUGUGAUUUGCGAUGGCACCUUUAUUAGGAAGUGCCCGAAGAAUACGAUUCCUGGAAAGCAAACUCUUUGAAUGUCACGGCUAUUUGGACGCCUAUUGCGAGUAUACCUAAGAUUUAUUUAUUUCGACUUAAACCAUUUUACACCACAUCUCUACUAAUGGGAGACACAAAAAAUCGACAAAGAUUAAAUACACACUUCUAUAUCAAUCCCAAACUCAAAUUCAGCACAGCAGUAGCGUAAGAUUUUGCCUAGUUUUAUCGUACAGCUCGCGCCUUGAUGUCUCGUACAGGGGUAGCCAGAUGUUGUUCUUCGCAUCUAGAUUGUUAGCCGCAUUUUCUGUGUAUUUUAGAAUAAACUUCAUAAAUCUGCAAAUAAAAAAUAAUAUACGGAUAAACUAUGAUAAUGAAAGCUAAA